CAGAAAACUUUAGCUAGUGUUAAAGGCAGGCUUGGCGACAUUGGUGGCCCAUCCACAUUGUCCUCUGCUUUCGCACGAGCUCCUCCUUUUGGUAAAUUAGAAGUUCCUCUAAAAGAUAUUCUGAUUCAAGAAUCAGAGUCAGAGUGCGCCACUAAGACCAGCAUUAAAAGCACGCUCCCUCUCAUUGGCCGCCACAAACCCGCGAAACUUCCACCUCCUCGUGAUCCCCCCUUACAUUGCUCCACUUCCCUUCCCGCCGCUCCCUCCUCAAGGUUUUAGCCUUUUAGGGUUUAAUCCAGACACUUCUCCUCCGGCGCAUUGUCACUGCUCGUCGAUUUCAAUACUCUAUUCCAUGGACGACGUCAGGGCAACUUCUGCUUGGGUCGCCAGCCACUCCUCUCACGUACUCGUUGACUCUGCAGGCAUUGAAAAGGUGGUGGAUGGUAUUGCAUCCAUUCCGAAGGUUGAGUGGGAUUUCGAAGGGAUUCACUAUUUUGAUAAUGGACCACUCACCGUUCAAUACUUGUUUGUCUUGGACGCUUUAAAUUUUUGCUUCUGGCCCGAUAAGGAGUUGAGUUACGAUCAUUUGGCAUCUGGGCUAAAGUCUGCUCUCGAAAAUGAUAAAUCUGCAUUUGAUGCUGACCGUCUGCAGAAGUACUCCGGUCCACAACUACGUCAACUUUUGAGGUGGCCAAGACCCCUUCCAUUGGAAGAUGAACGUGUUCGAUUAUUGCAUGAGGUUGGGCUUGAACUAGAAAGAAGUUUUGAGGGGAAAGCAUCUAAUGUUGUGGAGGCUUGUGGAAAAUCAGCUGUAAAUCUUGUUGCUCUUGUUACUCGUCAUUUUCCUGGCUUUAGAGACCACUCUGUAUACAAAGGCCGCCAAGUGUUCCUGUAUAAGAGAGCACAGAUAUUUGCAGCAGAUUUAUGGGGCGCGUUCCAGGGAAAAGGAUACGGUGAAUUUAAAGAUAUUGGCUCAAUUACUAUAAUGGCAGAUUAUAUUGUCCCAGCUGUGCUCCGGCAGCUUGGUGUGUUAAAGUAUAGUCCAAAACUUGCCAGUACUAUUGAGAGCAGUGGAGAAAUAAAUCCUGGGACUGAAGAGGAAGUUGAACUACGGGCUUGCUCUGUACAUGCUGUGGAGAAAAUGAGGGAGCUGAUCAGUGUAAAAUCAGGAAGACAGGCAAGUGCUUCUUGGGCUGUCAUUUUCCCAUGCAUAUAGAUGGAGGUGCUCAGCGUGGAGCUGGAUCUUUGGCUCUGGGCUUCUGGCAUUCAAUGUCCGUCUCUACAGCAUCAUAGAACACUUUCAAUAUAUUACUGAGUUCAUAAGAUAACGUUGUAACUUGUUAUCUAUGAAUCAGUUGAAGAAUGGGGAAAUUUUGGCUUUGGCAUUUAGUAGUAUUUUGGGUUAGGAUGGCGAUCAGCUACCGGAUCCUUCUGCAUAGAAAAUCUUGGAAGUGGCUUUCAGAAGAAAUAUCUCAGUCAAUUUGGUUCUGUUUUGGUUAUACAUACGAAGCACUUUUCAGGUUCUGUCAAAAAUUAGUUAGCAUAACACGAUUUGCUUAUGGCAUGAACAUGUAGAGAACUAUGAGACUGAAUUAUCGAAGAGGUUCUGUAUCA
Messenger RNA from Prosopis cineraria, 1614 nucleotides. RefSeq lists its product as uncharacterized. Bases 353 to 1216 code for a protein of 287 amino acids. Lineage: Eukaryota; Viridiplantae; Streptophyta; Magnoliopsida; Fabales; Fabaceae. The record is from RefSeq and is a predicted model, not a curated record. The transcript has 7 exons.